Messenger RNA from Polistes dominula (European paper wasp), 2489 nucleotides. RefSeq lists its product as uncharacterized. NCBI's taxonomy places the organism in Eukaryota, Metazoa, Arthropoda, Insecta, Hymenoptera, Vespidae. The record is from RefSeq and is a predicted model, not a curated record.
UGAAUUAAAAGUAAUCGGAGUAAUUGGAAAUUUCGUAUUAAAAUGAAUAAGAAUAUUUAAAAAUUUGAAACAUAAAUUCUCUCUCUCUCUCUCUCUCUUUUUCAUUGUUUAAGUAAGCUUGCAAAUUAAUCGGAUUUUCCUUGCUCGACCUUGAGAAGACGUUUCUCCCUAACUCGUAGCGUAUCGCAUUAAUCACGCAGAACGCGGUAGAGAGCGAAAGAGAAAGAGAAAGAGAAAGAGAGAGAGAGAGAGAGAGAGAGAGAGAGAGUAUGAGAGGGUCUCCCUUAAAAUAAUCUGGUCCCGAAAUGAAAUCAGCCAAGGCAAUUUCCAGCCCCUCUAUACGAGGAUACCAUGGCACGUUAUCCAACUAUACUCCUGACCGCCUGUGGCCCAACGCGAUGCAACCGACAAAUGACGUUGGUCCAACCCCCUCGCGGCAGCUCACGGAAUUAAAGAUCCCGAGAUAAGGGUGUCAUGCUUUGCUAUGCAUUAUGUGUUCGGCAAAAAGCUCGCCCCCGGCUUUUCUAUUCCUCCCCUCCUGUUGCUGUUGCUGCUUCUGCUGCUACUUCUGCUGUUCACUUUAGCCUAUCUUAUUUUCUUUCUUUUUCUUUUUUUCCUUUUACUCCAUAAAACUUCCAAUUAAUCUUUCUCUGCUCAAAAUAGUGGGGGAGGGGGAAGGGACACUUUUAAUCUCAUCGUACCUCAAAGAGUUAAUUUCCUACUUCGCGUUGCCUGUAUAAUAAUAAUCAUUUCGUUAUUUUAAACUAUUUCUUUUUUUUCGUUUUUCUUUCUGAUCUUUCGAUGAAUGAAAAUGAUUCUCAAUUAAAAGCUAAUAUAUUUGAUCGACGAUAAAAAGAUUCUUACAAAUAGGAAGGAAAUAGAGGGGGUAGCUUAUCUUUUCAAAAUUAUUGUCUCUCGGUUGAAAAACGAUCAACAGUUUCCUUUUCCUUGGAGAACUAAAUUUUACGAGGCGAAACUAUAAUAAUAAUAAAAAAAAAAAAACAUGGAAUAAAGUAACACAGAAUUCUCUCUCUCUCUCUCUCUCUCUCUCUCUCUCUCUCUGGAGUGGAGUCUUUGAUAGAGAUGUAUAGAGCUUACAAAGAAAGAAAGAAAGAAUUCCUUUGAAAUAGCCAAGCGAAGUAACUCAGGCGGUAGACGUGUGGGGGGUGUUCAUACCACCGGCUGGGUUGCGUUAUGAUCUGCACAUCCUCUCAUGUGCUUGGACCAAACGGAACCUUGGCAAACCUUCAUAUUUCAUGUUUUAUCGUGCGAAAGUAUCGAGAAGAACGAACUAUCUUUCCCCUCUCCGCCCCCCCCCCUACUUCCCUUCCCUUUUCUUUUUCUCUGGCAAAAUACCGUCUCUACGAGUUUGCACUGAAUUUUUAGUUACUAUACUACCCACUACUAUUGCGAAAUAUAUCGUAUCUUUUAUCUGAAGUUAAUCAAUGUUUUUUUUUUUUCAAAAUAUAUCGAAUUUUUGUAUAUCGAAUCGUCACUCGUAAUUGUACUCUCUUUCUUUUUUUUUCUUUCUUUUUUUCUCUCUUUUAACCUUUAAACAAAUUCUUUCGUUUAUUUCAUGGGAAUAACAUGUCGUCAACGAUUAUUACAAAGAAUGAAAAUAAUUCGAAUGAUUCGAGGAAAAUUCAUUCAAAGGUUCAAUCAAAAUUCGAUACACUUGUUACGGAAUUUCAAUAUUACGGUGCGGCUAUUAGAAAUUUGGCACCAGCCAUGUCACGUGUAGAAGAUAAAAGUAGAAUCAUUCCUUGGGUUGACAAACUCUUUGCUGCCGAAUAUCACGUAGAAAUUUUACGUGAUAAACGUAACAGAUAUUUGUCAUCGUUAACUAUGAAUAUGUUGAACGACGAGUUGAGUGGCGUAUUUGCCGAUGAUCCACCAAUCGGUUCGCUCAAAGAUUUAUCUAACGAGACGGUAAUCAAAGCUCCACCUGCCCAAUGGGAAUUGGACACAACUUGGAGCGAAUACGUUGCAUCAUUGCCCGACGAUUACGAAGAAAUACCGUGUAGUUUCCACGACGAGAAUUCGUUUUGCGAACAGGAUUCCUUUGAGAUGGACGAACAAAUGGAUAAUGAAUUUUGGUUCUUACUUUAUCAAAUCAGACCAUAUGCAGCAUCUAUACCAUCCCCCAAUGCGAGAACCAUAGUCACUGCUUGGAUUCAAACACUUUGCCGAUUGAGUUGCAACAAAUGUAGCAAAAUGAAGGGACUUAGGAACGAUUACGCUUACGCCCUUUACGGAUAUGUGCGAGAUUUGCGAAUAGCCGGACCUUUUCAAGAUUAUCCGCCAAUGAAAUAUCUCGAUUCUUUACCAGAAGCAGCAAGGCGAGCAGCGAAAAAGUAUCCACUGACGUCACCAUUUAAUCAAGAAGCAGAUUCCUUUAUCAUGGAACAACCGACUACCGAGGAAGGUGCAUUUUGUUACAUCGCUGUAACGGGUGACGUCGUUCAAACCAAUGCCAAGUAAUCGAUCAA